Astyanax mexicanus (Mexican tetra) is the source of this 1257-nucleotide messenger RNA. RefSeq names its product dynein regulatory complex subunit 2. Lineage: Eukaryota; Metazoa; Chordata; Actinopteri; Characiformes; Acestrorhamphidae. The record is from RefSeq and is a predicted model, not a curated record. Gene Ontology annotation, biological process: cilium-dependent cell motility; regulation of cilium movement; axonemal dynein complex assembly. The transcript has a single exon. Gene Ontology annotation, cellular component: axonemal dynein complex; axoneme. Bases 1 to 1257 code for a protein of 418 amino acids.
AUGUCUAGGAAGAGAGGAGACAAAAGAGAAGGAUCGGCACUGACGGAGGAUAAAAUAAUUGCACAGCGAGUGGAAGCCAUGGAGCGGGUUCAGCGCCGCAUGAAGACGAUGCUGAGCGAACUUGGUACCAGCGAGAAAAUACAGGCUCAGGUGACAGGCAAGUGGCGGUCCAUCCUUCGCGAGACUCGAGCCGACGAGCUGAGGGGGGAAAUUUGGGAAUACAGCAAGACCUUUCAAAGGGCGCUCGAAUCGACCAAGGGCAUCACCACCUCACUGACGCAGGAUCUGAACAAAGGUGUGGAGCAGGCAGCGAGGCCCCAGCAGAUGAAGCAGCGGUUUAUGGAUCGUCUGCUGAGGCAGAAACAGCUAGAUACGGAGUCAGAUUGGGAAGAAAAAACCUUUGACGAUUUUAGCGCUGAGAGUGGCUGCAAAUGGGACGCAAUCACCCGCCGUGAAGAAGAGGACUAUGUGAAGCACGUUGCAUUGGCCGAUGAACUGCGAAGUUCUGAAAGGAGCAGCAAGGUCGCGCUGGACUAUCAUAUUGUUUGUGAAGAGGUGAAACAGCAGUACAGAGAGAAGACUUAUGCCAAUUAUGUUGAUCUGAAAGACACCAUACAGGAGUUAGUGGACAAGUUUCCGGCAAAGCAGAUGCGAUAUGAGAGGGACAUCCCUGUUUCUUUCGAAUGCAGUGAGAGAGUCUUGCAUAAAACUAAGGACGCCAUCACUGCACUUCGAAAUCAGAUGAGCUCCGAGAGCGAGAAUGAGGCAACUCUGCGUGACCUUCGUGCAAGCCUUAAGGAGGUUACAGAUAAGACCAUUAAGCUCCGCACUGAGAUCAGCAUGGCUCAGGCAGCUGAGAAAAAACGGCUGAUCGAUCUUAUAAGCCAAAGCAAAACCACCACUGACAAGUUACAGAGGUUCAUAGAAAAAAGCGAGAGGUUGCUGCGUCUGGCCAAAAUGUGCCGCAAGUUAGAGACAGAGCAGGAGAAGCUUCCAUCUUCCUCGGCAUCGUCAUUAGAUGCUGAGCAGCUGAGUCAGGAGGAAGCAUGCACUUCGAUGGAAGCACCAUCAGAACACCCGCUGGUGCAGGAAAUACUGGACGAUAGCGCAGCACUGGAAAAAUUCUGGGGGCGCUACAGCAAGGUUCAGCUGGAAUGCUUGUGCCUGAAGAAGGAGAAGGCAGAUUUAGAGCAGGAGAAAAAGCAGCUCGAGCUCAGGAUUAAGGAGAAGCAGCUGGAAGAGCUGCCGAGGCUUUGA